Messenger RNA from Trichoderma gamsii, 549 nucleotides. RefSeq lists its product as hypothetical. NCBI's taxonomy places the organism in Eukaryota, Fungi, Ascomycota, Sordariomycetes, Hypocreales, Hypocreaceae. Bases 1 to 549 code for a protein of 182 amino acids. The record is from RefSeq and is a predicted model, not a curated record. The transcript has 3 exons.
AUGCAAUAUCUCAGUCUGGUCCUUGCUCUAGCGGUGGCAGCCUCGGCCGCUUCUGGUGACCGUGGUUCAUACACGGUGCCUGGUCUUGGCAGCCGCAAACAGGCCAUUCUCAAUGCCGGUGGCAACACUCUGGAUCUUGCCAUCGCCAUGCUUGAGACAGAGCGAAUGUCCACAGACUACACAUACGGUGAUGGGAAGACCGGAGAUUCGGCCAACUUUGGACUCUUUAAGCAGAAUUGGGGUAUGCUUCGCGUAUGCGCGUCUCGUGCUGGCUUCGCCGGUCAGGAUGCAAGCCAAUGGAACAACGGUGCCAGAUUAAACUCCGACAUUUACGCUGAUGUUGCCUCAAGAUGGGAUUGUCAAAACUACUACGGCUACGACAAGUGGUUUGCUGGCCACCGAGAUGGUGCCUCCGGCUUAGCUAACCCGAAUACGGCUGACAUUAACUUUUACAAACAGUCUGUCCAGUGGAUUCAGAGCCAGAUUGACUCCAAUUCACAGUACAGUAGUGACGAUACGCGGUUCUGGGUUGAUGUUACGCCUAUUUGA